Molecule: messenger RNA, 1263 nt
Organism: Rodentolepis nana
Lineage: Eukaryota; Metazoa; Platyhelminthes; Cestoda; Cyclophyllidea; Hymenolepididae
Source: the annotation of a GenBank genome assembly
AUGCUAAACUGGAUAAAAGCAUUCGAUGGACAAAGAUCGCAUAGAGUCAGAUAUGGAAAUGCUCUAGCAAAAUCCAAUCUUUUACAAACAGCCCCUCUACAGGGAGCAGUCACAAGCUGCACUCUUUACAAUGUCUUCAUCAAUGACAUAGCCGAAUUGGAACAGACAGUCACGGGCGUUAAGUGCUUACUUUAUGCAGAUGAUCCUGUUCUAUGGUACUCUGCCCCUAUGAAAAACGCUCUGGAUAGGACAGAAAGUGCCCUAAAUUGUGCACUUAAACUACUAGCAUACUGGUACAAGGAUACUACCAUAUACAAAAUCAAUGUGUUCACUUAUCUUGGAAUGACGUUUGACACAAAGCUAGCAUGGAAAAGUCACAUUGCUAAAAUGGCAGAUCGAGUCUCUAAUAGACUGAAUGUACUGAAGCGUCUUGCUGGUAGCGUAUGGGGCUGUGCGUGCUCAAAUCUCAACACCACUUACAAGAUGUUUAUUCAGCCAAUAGUGUUGUAUCGCUGUGAGCCACUCAUUACAGCCACAGAGGUGACUCUCAAACCACUCGAGAAGGCACAUAAUCAAACAUUACGACUAAUAACUGGAGUUAUAAAAUCAACACCCAUUGAUGUAAUGCUCCUAGUUACUAUAAAAUCAACACUCAUUGAUGCAAUGCUCCAAGUUGCAGGAAACACCACAAUAAAGCAAAUGCGCUCACUGGCCAUUGAGACAAUCAAUGUCAACUAUCCUGCAGAUCAAUGGCUCCAAGUCUUCACUGAUGGGUCAAACAUAGUAAACCAAGCAAACGUUAGUGCAGGUGUCUAUUCUGAACUCUUCUCUUUCUACGUAGCAUCAGGACAAAAUAGAUCGGCUUUUGAAGAGGGUGUAGAGGCCAUUAGUGGAAAACGCUAUGAGCUGCUGGGAGAGAAAAACAAAACAGUGGUCCUACAAUGGAUUCCUGGUCACUGUGGCAUUAAGGGCAAUGAGGUUGCUGACACACGUGCUAAGAAUUGGACAACGAUUUUGCAAUGCAUGGACCAGCCGACGUCUUUCCACAUAAUGAUGACCUUAAUCAGGAGAGAAUUUCAGACUUCAAGGUACAACGAACUCAAAGCUCGAACAAAGGAGAAACAGUGGACAGUGGCACUCUCCGACAUACCCGACUGGCCAAGAAUCGAAGCCGUUGCUGAGUUUAGACUACGUACCGGACACGAUAGCUUGGCAAAACAUCUUCACAGAUUGGGAGUAUACGCUCAACCCACAUGCUCCUAA